This is a messenger RNA of Emericellopsis atlantica, 1026 nucleotides long. RefSeq names its product ThiJ/PfpI family protein. Lineage: Eukaryota; Fungi; Ascomycota; Sordariomycetes; Hypocreales; Bionectriaceae. The transcript is spliced from 2 exons. The record is from RefSeq and is a predicted model, not a curated record. Gene Ontology annotation, molecular function: glyoxalase III activity. Bases 230 to 916 code for a protein of 228 amino acids.
CCGCAGGGAGAACGACAGCGAAAGCUUGGGAAUCGAGGGGAUCAAAAGUGAAAUUAUUAUGACGGGUAUGAUGCGACGUGGGGAGCUCUCGGGCAGCUCUUAAAAAGCUUUGGUCCCUCUCAAUCCGGUAGCUGGCAGUUUAUCUUCAUCCUCAUCACACAGCAUCAUCACCACCUCUGACAAUCAAUUCUACCCAAUCUACCAAAUCAACACACAGAAAUCUAUCACAAUGGCUCCCAAGAUCCUCGUCGUCCUCACGUCUGCGGACAAGAUGACCACAACCGGCAAGCCCACUGGCUGGUAUCUCCCCGAACUCGCCCACCCCUACGAUGUCCUAGCCCCCAAGGCCGAGCUUGUCAUGGCCUCGCCCAAGGGUGGCAAGGCCCCUUUGGACCAGGCCUCCGUUGAGGCCUUCAAGGAAGACAAGGCCUCAGUGGAGUUCCUCAACAACAAGUCCUCCGUCUGGGAGAACACCACCCCCCUCAAGGAAUUCCUCGGCCGCGCCAACGAGUUUGAUGCCCUCUUCUACCCCGGCGGCCACGGCCCCAUGUUCGACCUCGCCACCUCGGAGGACUCGAUCAAGCUGAUCCAGGAGUUCUGGGCCGCCGGCAAGCCCGUGUCCGCCGUCUGCCACGGCCCCAUUGUCUUCGCCAACGUUAAGAACGCCGACGGCACCGCCUUUGUCAAGGGCAAGACCGUCACCGGCUUCACCAACACCGAGGAGGAGCAGGCUGGUCUGACCGACGCCAUGCCCUUCCUGCUCGAGACCGAGCUCAAGAAGAACGGCGCCAACUUUGUCCUCGCUGACCAGCCUUGGGGUGAGAAGGUUGUCACUGAUGGCAAGCUCAUCACUGGGCAGAACCCUGCCUCGGCCAAGGGUGUUGGUGAGGCCAUCGCCAAGGCUCUCGGUAUCUAAAUUAUUUCAAGCUAGCGAAUAAUAAUGAAUUUAUGAAUGACAUUGACGUUCUAAUUGCCGAAUGCUGUGUGAUGAGCCUGCUAUAGCACGAAACGGACCUAAUUGCGGUG